Molecule: messenger RNA, 643 nt
Organism: Drosophila busckii
Lineage: Eukaryota; Metazoa; Arthropoda; Insecta; Diptera; Drosophilidae
Product: UPF0587 protein GA18326
Exons: 3
Coding region: 295-591 (98 amino acids)
Molecular function (GO): zinc ion binding
Source: RefSeq, a predicted model, not a curated record
AUAAAUUAUGAAUAUCCGUGACUUAACUCGUAUAUUAUUGCUUUUUUGCAUGCAUGUGGUGAUUAAAUUUGUCUAUUUUUAUUUUUCCACUUCGAGCAAAGCCACAAAAUCUGCCAACAUUAAAGCUAAACCAGUCUGGCAACUCCAACGGCCGCCAGACAAAAAUUUGUAGCCACAUAUAAUGCACAUUAACUGUAAAUCAAUUGCGGUGAAAGCUCCAAUAAAUGGCAUGACAUUACCGAGUCGGAGCGUGUGCAACAGGACACACGGAAUGCCGAUGGCUUUAAUUUUUACAUGAAAUGCAAAAUGUGUGGCCGCGAGAACAGCAUGGAUGUUGUGGAGAAAACCAAUGUGCCCUACACAGCCGAUGAUUCCGGCAAAUACAAAACAAUUGUGGUGUUCGAUUGUCGAGGUGUGGAGCCCGUUGAGUUUUCGCCACGCAGUGGCUGGAAGGUAGAAUGCGCGGAGAAUGGCCAGAAAUUUGAAGACGUGGACUUGUCCGAGGACGACUGGGUAGAAUACGACCAAAAGAAUAAAAAUUCCGUUGGUGUGUACGAAUUUGCUUCCAAGUUCAUUAAGCUGAAGAAGUAAACUAGGCAUUUAUAUAUGUAAAUAAAUAAAAACAUGUGUUUUUUCAAAGCAA